Molecule: messenger RNA, 1516 nt
Organism: Cydia amplana
Lineage: Eukaryota; Metazoa; Arthropoda; Insecta; Lepidoptera; Tortricidae
Product: myrosinase 1-like
Exons: 13
Coding region: 20-1504 (494 amino acids)
Biological process (GO): carbohydrate metabolic process
Molecular function (GO): beta-glucosidase activity
Source: RefSeq, a predicted model, not a curated record
CGGUUCAGUCGCUCGUAAGAUGUGUCUCCUAGCGGUUGCGGGAGUGCUGGCCGUGGCAAGCGAGCGCGAGGCUGGGCAGCGCUUCCCUGCAGGGUUCCGGUUCGGGGCCGCCACCUCCGCCUACCAGAUCGAAGGUGGCUGGAACGUAAGUGACAAAGGCGAGAGCAUCUGGGACCGCAUGGUUCACUCUCGCCCGGACUACAUAUACGACCGCAGCAACGGCGACGUGGCUUGCGACUCCUACCACUUGUGGGAGGAAGACCUAAGAAUGGUGCAGGAGAUGGGAUUGGACUUCUACAGGUUCUCUAUAUCCUGGCCCCGCUUGCUGCCAUACGGCUUCAGCAACCAGAUCAGCCAAGAUGGCCGCCGGUACUAUAGCGCUGUCAUCGACGGGCUGCGGGCGCGCGGCGUCGCGCCUGUCGUCACGCUCUACCACUGGGACUUGCCGCAGAGGCUGCAGGACCUCGGCGGCUGGACGAACCCGCUCAUAGUGGAGUGGUUCGCGGAGUACGCUCGCACGGCGUUCGCCCUCUUCGCCGACCGCGUGGGCACCUGGAUCACCAUCAACGAGCCGGGCUCCGUCUGCGACGGCGGCUACAGGGGGCUCCUGGCGCCAGGGCUCGUGGACCACGAGGUCGGGGCGCUGCUGUGCACCAAGCACGUGCUGCUGGCACAUGCCAGGGCUUACAGGGUGUACCAGGAGGAGUUUAAGCCGAAAUAUGGCGGUGAAUUGUCGAUCGCGCACCAGGAGAGUUGGUUCGAGCCGAAAACUGAUCAAGACUUGGAAAUUACUUUGCUGACGAGAGAAUAUUUAUUCGGACGUUACACGCACCCCAUAUUCUCCGCGGGCGGGGGCUGGCCGCCCGCUCUGGAGCGGUACAUGGCGGACAAGAGCAAGAGGGAGGGGUACCCUCGCUCCAGGCUACCGGCGUUCACCCCAGAUGAGAUACAACUCUUGAAAGGCUCGUUUGACUUCUACGGGCUGAACCACUACACGUCGCGCGUGGUGCGCGCCGCGGCGGCCGGCGAGCGCCCGGCCUACAUGUCGAGGGGCGCCGAGGUGGGCGCGGUGCUGGAGGCCCGCCCCCACUGGGAAACUGCCGCGUCUUCCUGGUUGAAGGUGAACCCGGAAGGCGUCCGUAACCUUCUGAAGCUGAUUAAACAGCAGUACGGAGACGUGAAGAUCCUGAUCACAGAGAACGGGUACUCCGACACCGGUCACCAGCUCGAUGACAGCGACAGGCUCAACUACUACAAGGACUAUUUGGAACAGGUUCUUUUGGCCAUCACUGAGGACGCGGUGCGGGUGGUCGGUUACACGGCCUGGUCGCUGCUCGACAACUUCGAGUGGGCCGCUGGGUACACGUCGCGCUUCGGUCUUUACUCCGUGGACUUCAGUUCGCCGCGCCGGCCCCGCGCCGCGCGCGCCUCCGCGCGGUACUACGCGAGCGUGGCCCGCGCGCGCGUGCUGCACGCCGCACACACACACAACACCACGGCGUAGAUACGUGUAAAG